AUGGAGAAGGAUUAUGCUGAUGAUAUUGAGAUAUUAAUGGUUGAUUCAUCAAAGCUAUUAGUAAAGGAAGGCUUCAUUAAUGUAUGCCAACAAUAUGGUUCAAUUAAAAAAAUUACUUUACAUAAAAGAAAUGAUGAAAAUCAAGCAUUUAUUCAGUUUGAACACAAUGAUGCAGCACUCAAACUUUUAAAUGAAAAGUUAGAUCUUCCACCUUUCAUAAAUGUGAGUAUUUCCCGCCGAACACAAAAAAAGAUGGAAUCAUUAGCAUUUAAAAAAGAAAAUGAAGAUGUUGAAAUAAAUAAUGCUGACGAAAAUCUAGGAACAUUUAUUGAAGAAAAUGGAACAAAUAAAACAACAUUUGGGACUUCAAUUUAUAUUGGGCCUAAUGUUUCUGGAAGAAGUUUAAUAGAGGAAUCUAAACAAUCAAAAAUGAAUAAAAAAAUUAUACAUUAUAAUCUAGAAAAUGAUGAUCUUUUUGGAAAGCCUCUAAGUACAAAAUGGGAAAAAAUAAAAGAGCCUGAAUUUGAACUUAAUUAUCUUGAUUUCUAUUAUCGUUUUGAAAAUUGUUCUGGUGGUGAAAUUAAAAUUGAAAAAAAGUUAAGUCCAAACUUGUUUACUGGUUUGACUACAUUUUUUAAUGAUGGUGAUAAUAUACAAGAAAAAUUGAAGAUUAUUAGCAAUGAUAUUGAAUGCUCUGAUCUUCUAGAUAUAAAUAAUCUGAAAUAUGGAAUGUUAGUGGGCGCAUUUGAUAGUGCAACUAAUUUAUAUGGUCGUGGAUAUGUAACAUUGGUUGCUGGAAAUAGUGUUAAUAUCGCUAUGAGUGAUUAUGGUCGAGUAAUUAAUACAACUAAAAUUAGAGUACUACCAAAUAAACAUACUAAGUCACCAGCUUAUUCAUUUAAAGUAUAUACCAAAGGUGACUAUGUUCCACAGUUAAAAAAAACAUCUUAUGCAUUCAAAGUGCGCAGUGUAUGUAAUGAAAGAAUUGUUUUGAUUAUGCUUGAUGAAAAUACAGAAAUUAAAGUGCAAUUGAAGAAAUGGCAGCCUACUAUUGAAGAAUGUGGUGUUUCAUAUAUUGAUUUUAAGAGCAAUAGCUCGGUAGAAUUGCUUAAGUUAAAAGAUAUGAACUCUGUAUUCAUUAGAUCAAAAGAAAAGCAUCAUUUUGAAUUUCUUUUUUCAUCCUGGAACAAUUUAGCAGCUUAUUGCUAUAAAAAUUCUCAGCCUUUAAAUAGAGAACCGCUUUAUGGUGAAAUCGUAGGAUUUAAAUCUACCUUAACCAAUAACUAUGCCAGAGGUAGAAUUCAUAAAUUUUUUGGUGACAAAAUUUAUUCUGUGAAGCACAUGGAUGAUCCUUUUAAAGAAAAUAUCAACUCAUCUGAAAUGAUAGAAUUACCGUUUGAAUAUAAAAGUAUGCCUGUUAGUUUUUUAAAAGUAGGACUGAAAAAUGCUUUACCAUAUCCUAUCCAGUUUGAAGCUAAAUAUUUAGUUGAGCAUACUAUUGGUGUUCGCCUAUCUGUGCAUUUUGAUGAAGCAAAAGCAGAAGGAUGGAAAUGUGUUGACUUAAAUAUUACACUUGUAAAAGAAAACUUGAAUUCUAUAUUGUAUAGUCUAGUCGAACCUUUGUGGCUGAAAGAUGAUUCUGCCGAAGAUAAUAAUAUUUCAAAAUUUAUCAAGUACAUGGAUUUGUCAAGGAUUGAAUUAGUUGAAAAAUCAGUUGUGAACAUGAAGUUUGUUGUGUUUCAUGAUGGAGUAUUUUAUAUGAGAGAUAAAUGUUUUGGAAAGUCUUUCUCACUUUUAUCUGACAUGAUUAAAGAGUAUUGUAGCUUGAGUUUAAAUCCUUAUUUGCCACAUACUGAUGAAGUAUGCCUUGGCCAAUUUCCAGAUGGUAUGUGGUACAGGGUAAUAUGUGAUCAAAUGAAACCUGGUGAAUUGGCUAAAGUACAUUCUGUAGAUUUGGGAAACAUUGCAUAUUUGAGUUCUAGAAAUAUAAAACCACUUCCAGCAGAAUUACUAUUUCAUCCAACUCAUGUUGCUCUAUGCAUUUUAGAUAAUUCUAUUCAGAUAACUGAAAAAAGCAUUGCAUUGUUGGAAAAAUAUGAAAAUACCGAUUGUGAAUUAACUAUUGUGAAAAGCUUAGGUGGUAAAAAUCAUUAUUUGGUUAAUUGUCCAUUCAUCGAAGAGAUUCUUCAAUGA
This is a messenger RNA of Macrosiphum euphorbiae (potato aphid), 2193 nucleotides long. The record is from the annotation of a GenBank genome assembly. NCBI's taxonomy places the organism in Eukaryota, Metazoa, Arthropoda, Insecta, Hemiptera, Aphididae.